AUGCAUUCUCUUUCGUUUCCAUCUUCUUCUUCCGCCCUUCUACCUUCUCUGUUUGCCUUCAAUUCUUCGCAUCUUCUCUCUUUGCAACCAAGGAAGCUAAAUCGUCUUCGAAGUCACUUCUUUUCUCCUAAACUUGUUUCAUUCUCACAGUCUGAUCGUUACAAAGCGUUUGCUGUUUCCUCAACCUCUCCUCCAGAGGAAACAGUCUCCGAGGACGAUUUCCAUGAGAAAGAUUGGUCCUUUCUCGAAUCUAUGGAGAUCGACUCCACUGAGCAUACCAAGAAGAUCGAAAAGAUCAUCGAGGCUGGAGAAAUAUCAGAAUCUUCGAGGAUUUUAGUUUCAGUUAGCUCAGAAGCAUUCGUUGAUCGUCUGGUGGAAUCUUCACCUUCUCAGCUCUUGCUUAUUGUCCAUGACUCCCUUUUUGUGUUGGCCUGUGUCAAAGAAAAAUACGACAAAGUCAAAUGUUGGCAAGGAGAAUUUAUCUAUGUCCCAGAGAAAUGGUCUCCGUUAGACGUCGUGUUUCUCUACUUUCUUCCGGCGUUGCCUUUCGAUCUCGACGAUGUGUUUAAGACACUGUCUCAACGUUGUUCCUCCGGUGCAAGAGUAGUGAUCAGUCACCCGCAAGGAAGAGAAGGCUUGGAGCAGCAAAGGAAAGAGUUUGCAGAUGUGGUCGUCUCUGAUUUACCAGAUGAUUCCACAUUGAGGAAUGUUGCUAAGAAGCAUUCGUUCGAGCUAACCCAGUUUGUUGAUGAACAAGGACUUUACCUUGCUGUUUUGAAUUUCUCCGGACAAUAG
Thlaspi arvense is the source of this 795-nucleotide messenger RNA. The record is from the annotation of a GenBank genome assembly. Lineage: Eukaryota; Viridiplantae; Streptophyta; Magnoliopsida; Brassicales; Brassicaceae.